Exophiala viscosa is the source of this 1032-nucleotide messenger RNA. RefSeq names its product ubiquitin-conjugating enzyme E2-16 kDa. Lineage: Eukaryota; Fungi; Ascomycota; Eurotiomycetes; Chaetothyriales; Herpotrichiellaceae. The coding region runs from base 270 to 713 and encodes 147 amino acids. Gene Ontology annotation, cellular component: nucleus. The record is from RefSeq and is a predicted model, not a curated record. Gene Ontology annotation, molecular function: ubiquitin conjugating enzyme activity. The transcript has 6 exons. Gene Ontology annotation, biological process: protein polyubiquitination.
GCCAAGAACUUCGCCAUCUUGGUACCAACUGCGCUGUCGGCUGAGCAUCACCAAGUCGAUCUCUUCUUUAUUACCGCUACAAUCAAUCUCAGAACCCCACGCAAACGCUUGGUACGACGUGUUUGAUCCAUUGCGAUCUGAAUCAACUUCAACCCUAAUACUCUAUCGUACUCAUUCCAACUUGCACUCUUCAGCCCCGCGCUCGCUCGACUUGAACGACCACUACACUCUCAAACUCUCCCUCAUCCGCAUAUUUCCAUACCUCAGCCAUGGCUUUGAAGCGUAUCAACAAGGAACUCACAGAUCUCGGCCGUGAUCCUCCUUCAUCAUGUUCCGCAGGUCCUAUGGGUGAUGAUCUGUUCCAUUGGCAAGCAACCAUCAUGGGUCCCAGCGACAGCCCUUUCCAAGGCGGUGUCUUCUUCCUGUCCAUCCACUUCCCAACAGACUACCCCUUCAAGCCGCCGAAGGUCAACUUCACCACCCGAAUUUAUCACCCCAACAUCAACUCGAAUGGCAGCAUCUGUUUGGAUAUUCUGCGAGACCAGUGGAGUCCAGCUCUGACGAUAUCAAAAGUCCUACUAUCCAUCUGCUCCAUGCUUACAGACCCAAACCCCGACGACCCUCUUGUUCCGGAGAUCGCCCACGUGUACAAGACCGAUCGCGCUCGAUACGAGGCAACAGCGAGAGAGUGGACGAGAAAGUUUGCAAUCUAGUUGCUGUGGAAGAUGGAGGGGUGUGGCCUGUGCUCGGAGACUUUGAGAGCCGUUGCGGUGCAGUACGUUAGAUGCAGUGACAUCGUAGACUGCAGCAUACACGGGGAGUGGUGAAGCAGGGUGGAGAGGAGACAUGCAUUACAAUACGGAUGUGAUGGAAGCAACAGGAGAAACGGGCGCAGAUGUUCUGGAGAGUGCACUACUCCAGCAGCACGAUCUGGAAUGAACUCUUAUGAUGCAUUACACUAUGGGGCGUGCUUUAGGGAUAACAGUGUGCUCUUUGUGCUCUUUGUGCUCUUUGUGCUCUUUGUGCUCUUUG